This is a messenger RNA of Prorocentrum cordatum, 3216 nucleotides long. The record is from the annotation of a GenBank genome assembly. Lineage: Eukaryota; Dinophyceae; Prorocentrales; Prorocentraceae.
GUGGCGCAGUUGCGCAGCCCCUUCCUCGCCGCAGAGAACGUGGCAAGCGACGGGCGAGACGUCGUCCAACUUGCGGUAACUCGCCGAGAGAUCAUGAUCAAGCUGGCGGCUCUUGAGGACGCAGGCUCCGAUGACUUUUCGUUCGUCUACCCGUCCGACGACCCUCGCCCCUUGCCUGCCGUUUUUACAGUGGUCGCGCAGAUGGGCCACGUCGUGAUGCCCAUUGACGUCGAGCUGUUUAGAACGAUGCAAGUGGGGAUCUUCAUGCGUGUCCAGCGCUACUUCGAGUUCAGGGAGAAGAUGGACGAGGUCGCCGUUGCGCAGUUCACUGCGUGGGCCACAGAGCUUGAGGCGGCGUUUGGAUUUGAGGCGCGGCUUCUGCGACUCCUGGUUCUCAGGCGGCGCUCGCAGUUGGCGUCUUUCCUGUCGGAGCAGCAUUGCUUGUACGCGCGAGUGCGGCAAGGGCUUUUUCUCACAAGCGCCCAUUUCUCCAGGGAGGCAGCGGCGCUAGAGGCACGUUACGGCCGAAAGGCGAGCCGCCUGAGAUGGCUGAUGACGCAGCGCCCGCAACCUGCGUUGGUGACGCACAGUUGCGCGGCCCCGCCCUUGCAGCAGAGGGCGUGGCAUUCAGUUGGUGGCGGAGGAACGCCGUCUGGCCACCCAGACCAGGAGUUCUCGCUCGCUGGCUGCGCUCGGGUCCGUUCCCACCUGCGGGCGUUCGGCGGGCAAGACGUCGUCCAACUUGCGGCAAUUCGCCGAGGGAGCAUGAUCGAGCGGGCGGCUCUGGAGGAUGCAGGCUUCGGUGACUUUUCGUUCGUCUACCCGCCCGACGAUCUUCGCCCCUUGCCUGCGGCAGCAUUUACAGUGGUCGCGCAGAUGGGCCACGUCGUGAUGCCCAUUGACGUCGAGCUGUUUAGAAUGAUGCAAGUGGGGAUCUUCAUGCGUGUCCAGCGCUACUUCGAGUUCAGGGAGAAGAUGGGCGAGGUCGCCGUUGCGCACUUCACUGCGUGGGCCACAGAGCUGGAGGCGGCUUUUGGAUGUGAGGCGCGGCUUCUGCGACUCCUGGUUCUCAGGCUGCGCUCGCAGUUGGCGUCUUUCCUGUCGGAGCAGCAUUGCUUGUACGCACGAGUGCGACAAGGGCUUUUUCUCACAAGCGCCCAGUUCUCCAGGGAGGCAGCGGCGCUAGAGGCGCGUUGCGGCCGAAAGGCGAGCCGCCUGAGAUGGCUGAUGACACAGCGCCCGCAACCUGCGUUGGUGACGCACAGUUGCGCGGCCCCGCCCUCGCCGCAGAGGGCGUGGCAUUCAGUUGGUGGCGGAGGAACGCCGUCUGGCCACCCAGACCAGGAGUUCUUGCUCGCUGGCUGCGCUCGGGUCCGCUCCCACCUGCGGGCGUUCGGCGGGCAAGACGUCGCCCAACUUGCGGCGAUUCGCCGAGAGGGCAUGAUCGAGCGGGCGGCUCUGGAGGAUGCAGGCUUCUGUGACUUUUUGUUCGUCGACCCGCCUGGCGAUCCUCGCCCCUUGCCUGCAGCGGCAUGUGCAGUGGUUGCGCAGAUCGGCCACGUCAUGAUGCCCAUUGACGUCGAGCUGUUCAGAGAAAUGCAGGUGGAGGUUUGUGUGCGAGUCCAGCGCUACUUCACUUGCAGGGAGGUGAUGGGCGAUGUUCCCGUUGCGCAGCUUACUGAGUGGGCCGCAUAUCUCGAAGCGGCGUUUGGAUGUGAGGCGCGGCUGCUGCGACUGCUGGUCCUCCGGCUGGGCUCGCUGCUUCGCUCGGGUAACGCGGCGGCGACAGACGGCCAGUUCGAUGGUGUCAUCUGCUUCAACGGCUCAGACAUGUGCGUGUACUGUGUCCAUGCGCACCUCGACAGCAUCCGCGACUGCGAGUCCGAUGGCGAUAUGGAGGACCAGUAUACUGACCUUUACGCAGAGGACAGCAACGUGGAAGACCAAGAUGAAGACGGCUUUUCCGAUGGAUCUUCAUGGUUAUCGCUCGUCCAGGCCAUUUUGUUGCUACGCGUCAACUGCCAGAGCGACGACGACUGCGAGAGCGACGACGACGACAGCCUCGGCGGCGGGCCGACUCGGCCGUGCGCAAAGAAACCCGCUGCUUUUCAGACUUGCACGCCCAAGCGCGGGAAAGCCCGAAUGGCAAUGAAGGUUGCCAAGAAGCCGUCUGGGGCGCACAAGAUGCCGUUCGCGCCGUAUGUUCGCCAUGGGCAGAAGACUGUCACAUCGAGGCCAGUGAAGAUGCAGAUCAGUUGUGCCCUGAAAGACAUUUAUACUGCAUCCGCUUCCAAGCUCAUUCGCAUGCUGACGCGGAGUGGCCAUCUUCGCGACUGGGCUGGCGAGCAGUGCCCGUGGUGCGCGACUGGGCGCCUCGGGCCCCUGCGACGCAUGCCUGGUAGAGGUGACGUUUACCGCUGCGACAGGAAGAUGUGUCACCAGUUCGUGACGCCGCAGCACAACCACCCAGUAUUUAACCUUGGCUGGGGCAAUGCGUCCGCUCCGCUGUCAGAUAAAACUGUCGUGUGCAUGCGCGCGGCGCGGGGCCUCUCUCAGGCUAAGUGCCGCCAGGUAACGGGUCACAGCAGCAAACUCAUUGAGAACACAUACUUGCGCCUGGAUGAAGCGAGGAUGAAGUACGCGCUCAAAAAGGAAAGGACAAGUCGCUUUGGCUCGGUCGAGGAAUGGAGCGACAUUGAAGCCGAUGAAGUCGACUUGGGCAAAGAGGGCGACUGGAGGAAGACGGACAAGCAGAAACCAGUUCAAUGGGAGCAGUGGGGAGGCAUCGUCGAGCGCGGGCCAAUUCGCAAGCGGGAUUGGAAGCCGACCGCCAGGAAGCGUUUGGAGAAUACCAACGUGGUUUUGCAUACCGACGGCGCCCGCGCAUGCAAAAUGCGCAUCCCCGGUGUUAUUCGCGACAGCGUGGUGCAUUGCAAGAACAAGGUCGUCUUUAAAGGAAAGACAGUAUGGGUGAAACCGAAGUACUCAGAGAUUAAGAAGCACAUUCUUCCUGACGGGCAGCACCUUUUUGUCAAAACAGGCACGCAGAUCAUCGACCGUUUCUGGUCCCACUUGAGAGCGCGCCUGGGCAAGCGCGCGCACAAGGUCAACAACAGAUCCAUGUGUCGACGUAUUCGUUCUGCUCAGUGGACGUGCUGGGAGAAAGGCCAGGACCUGUGGGUCCGCGCAGGUGAGAUGCUGAGGACUCUCUAUUGA